Molecule: messenger RNA, 2731 nt
Organism: Saprolegnia parasitica CBS 223.65
Lineage: Eukaryota; Oomycota; Saprolegniomycetes; Saprolegniales; Saprolegniaceae
Exons: 1
Coding region: 1-2685 (894 amino acids)
Source: RefSeq, a predicted model, not a curated record
AUGCUCUUUUACCACGCGUCCAACCGCAUCCUACCCUCGGCAGCAAUGCUACCGCCCGACGCCAGUGUGCGGCGUCGGCGGCGGCAGCUGCUCGCGCUUGGCUACUGCCUCAGCUGUCUCUGGAACCUCGCGUCGCCCUUCAAAUCCUGGUACCUCGCACGCUACGGCUUUGUUGCGACCAACGACAUUCUCACGCUGACGCUGCAGUGGAACACCGUGCUCAACAGCCGCCUCUUGACGCAGCUGUACGCGGCGGCGGGAAUUCCGCUCUCGGCGCCACUCCCGCCGACGCGGUACAUCAACGUGUUUCUGGAUUUCGUCGUCGUGCCGCGCUCGCAGCUGCUCUGGGCCGCUUCGUUUGAUGCGACGAACGGCUCGGCGCAGCUCGACGUGGAGGGCCAGAGCUACCGCAGUGGUCUCGACGGGUAUGCCGAGCGAGCGCGCUUCGACACCGACAUUUCAGCGUUUGCAUCCUCGGGGUUCCCGCUCUGGGGCAGCGAAGUCAUUACGAAGUUCAUUCCGCCGCAGAACGCUCCGACCAACCUCCAAGAGAUCACCGAGGGGGUUCUGUGUCUCCGCGGUAUCAACCUCGAAGACUACGUCUACCUCGUGUUCCAGUCCCUCCUCCAACCGUACCAUCGCGCGUCGGACCACGCCGCGGUGCAAGCGUGGCGUCGCGCAAUGUUUCCACACCUCAAUGCGUGCUUGGCGCGGCGGCGUGUCCUCGUUGCAUCCGCCACGUCGACCGCGGCCGCGCUCACGCAGUUGGCCGCCGAGCUGGCCACGAACUUCAGUGUCGGGCUCCUCAACGUCGCGGGCAGCGCCCAGCUGUACCGCCCCAUGACGUUCAAAGACGGCUACAUCGACUUGUCCGGCACGCGCUCUGGCACUGUGACGUACCAGAUCAGCGGCCCAAACCCGAUGCACGCACUCUCGGCGAGCUCGGGCUUUCUCAACGCGAUGCUCGUCGCGCGCGAGACGGCGUGGUGGUGCUCGAUCCAGUACGUCGAUCCCGUCACCAACCACUCGGACCCGCGCCAGUGCUUUGAACGCUUCAGCAGCACGUUGCCCAGCUUCUUCCUUGGCAAGUACCUCGAUCGCAAUUCGGGCACGCGGUACCUCGACUCUGACGCCUUUACCGAAACGUCGACGCUCGGGCAGCUCACGAGUUACGACUAUCGUCGCAUGACCGUGGUGCCACUCGAUGCGAUCCGCAUGGCGACCCCGGGCAACCUCACGGGCUGGAACUUGCUCUGGAAAGAGCUCUUGCGCGCGGUGGGCGAAGACGUCUUGGCGUCGGAUGCCCUCGAAGAGCUGUGCCUCGUCGGCGACGGCUGCUUUUCUGCCUGCGCCAACGCAAGCGCCAGCGGUGGCACAACGCUCACGUACAGGCGGGGCAACACCUGCGUCGCGACGGCCGACUCUAUCGCGCACGGACUCUCGGAUGUGUUUGCUGACAUGGCCUGCUUUGGGCUCGGGCACGGCCAGGACGCGGUCCUUAUCACGUCGAUCGCGGUCGACGGCACGCGCAAGCAAGCGACUGUCGCCAAGACGGCCGGCCCCACGGCGAUCUGGGCCUGUCUCAUUGGCGGGCGCACGCCGCAGACCUCGUACCCGUCGCUGGUCGUCGAUCUUUUGACGCAAGGCACGCAAGCGACGCUUGUCGUUGUCAAGUCGAACGGGAGCGAAGCCAUUGUGCUCAACUUUCUAUCGCUCCUCGCGCUCGGUGGCGAUGCGUAUUUCAGCCUCGAAACCGGCCUCUACCUCCGCAAGCUCUAUCUGUGGUAUCACGCACACCGGCAGCUGGACAUGCACGCGGCCCAGCGCAUCUUUAGCGUCGUCAACUCGAGCGUUAGCGGUGCCAUCUGGGCGCGCCACCGCCUCUUCAUGCGAACGGCCGCGUUUCUUGGCCUCUGCGCGUGGCACCUCGGCGCGAUGCAGUCCGGGUGUGCGUGGGCCGACACGAUCGACGAUGUGAGCGUCGACGCGCUGUAUGCGUGCCACGUGGACGUCUGGGGCCAUCUCGCGUCCAUCGCCGACGUCCUCCGGCUCGUGUCGUACUCAUGGAAUCUCUUUGCGAUGGCGUUUCUAGAUACGAUGCCUGGUAUCGCCGUCAACGUUGCAGGGUACGCUCUUGCGUGGCUCGUGCUGGGGCUGCUGCCGCUGACGCUCCUCGCCGCAUGCGUCGCUCAAAUGUGCGCGUGGCGACUUGUGCUGCCAGGCCUCGCGUGGGUCCACAACCAGCUCUUCCUCGUUCUUUUGUGGGCGUUUGUACUCGGCUGCUUGCGUCGUCCCAUCGUGCAGCGCCACGUUGUGCAGUGCAUCACGCCGCUGCUCCGGGUCGUGCGCGUGCGGCCGCAAAAGCUCGAAAAGUCGAGUCCGUACUUUAGUCUCAUUGGGCCGUGCAUUUGGAUUGAUACCGCCGAGUGGCGACCCGAACCGACCAAGUAUGUCCCCUUGAGUGUUCUCCUUGAGUGCUCGAAUGUCCGCAUUACCAAUGUCAUCGCGCACGAGUACUUUGCGUGCGGCCUCGACGACGACGCGCGAAGCGCGGGCUCCCACGCCCACGGACACCCGACGUGGCUACAUGAGCUGGACGAAUACUACGUCUGCGUCCACGCGUGCGAACAAGCGUGCUACGUGCGGUCGUGUGGCACCCCGGCCUUUUCCGUGACCAAGACAUGAGCUUAAAUGAUGGUUUGGGUAGAGAAAUGUCACUGCCGUCUCCCCG